Messenger RNA from Hemibagrus wyckioides, 1643 nucleotides. It is a transcript of the gene tnfb, whose product is annotated as tumor necrosis factor b (TNF superfamily, member 2). Gene Ontology annotation, biological process: immune response. Lineage: Eukaryota; Metazoa; Chordata; Actinopteri; Siluriformes; Bagridae. The transcript has 4 exons. The record is from RefSeq and is a predicted model, not a curated record. Gene Ontology annotation, molecular function: tumor necrosis factor receptor binding. The coding region runs from base 222 to 959 and encodes 245 amino acids. Gene Ontology annotation, cellular component: membrane.
CAAAAUUGUUCUUUCCCUUUUCAAACCAACUUCUGCUCCCCUGACAUCAUUGGACUUUCCCCUUCUUUCUCAUAUAUAUAUUAGUGAAUUCUACUCCAUGAAGCCAUUCCUUACACCACACUCCCCUUCAGAUAUCAUCUUAACCUGGUUUUGGGUCCAUCUAAAGUCUGGUGUCAUUAUAAAAAUUACAGUGAAGGUGAUACUAAGAGACCAAGUACAGGAUGGAGAACUACAAGGCAACAGCAAACGACAUAGAAGCCGCUACGGGUGUUUACCAACCUACUGUGGAAGCCGUGAAGCCAUCAAGAUCUUGGUUAUGGACAGUAAUUGGUGUUAUGGUCUUCCUUUCCCUCGGCGCUGUAGCAUCUCUCUGUUUUGCAUGGCAUUUCGUGAAUAAGCAUCAAGUGGAGGCUAUUACGGAUCUGCAAAGCCCUACAAGCACAGAUGAAUCAAGUCAUCAGAAAAUGCUAACACAGAUCGCCAAGAGUACAAAGGCAGCCAUUCACCUCCAUGUUUUUGGUAACCAUGAGAAGAAGUCUCCACACUGGGUGAGUGGAGUGGACCAGUCCUUCACUAAAGGAGGCCUCAAGCUGGAGGACAACAACAUCGUCAUUCCUCACGACGGCCUGUACUUUGUCUACAGCCAGGCAUCUUAUGAAAUGAAAUGCAUGUCAAGCGAAGAAGACAGCGAGAAUAGCAACAUCCAUCUGAGCUACAGCAUUCGGUGGACAUCUCUCACAUCACCAUCCACAUCUAAACACUUUCUGCUAAGUGGAGUCAAAACUAUGUGCCAAACCAAAACAGAGGAGCAGGGGAAUGGACAUACCGUCUAUGAUUCCAUCUAUCUCGGUGCCGUCUUUCAGCUUUAUAAGGGGGACAAACUGUCAACAGAGGCCAAUAAUCUUGGUGCCAUCAAUAAACACAGUUCCAAAACCUUUUUCGGGGUUUUUGAGCUGUAAGAACGCCAAGGCUCCUUCCUGAGAAGGAUUCUUGCUGACCAAUGUGAAGAAAAAAGAAAUGUUUUAUGUUAAAACACUGACGUAUAAUUUCUCAGGGUGGUUUGUGAAAUUGAAUCACAUGAGGAAUGUGAAAUGAUUUACUUUCGUAAGCGUAAAAGUUGUAAAUGUGAUACAGUGUAUCAAAGUGCUGCAAAGUUCUCCAUUCUACCUGCUAUAUUGUGGUUUAAUACCUAGUGUGUAAGACGGCUACUGAACUGAGAAAUAGGGGAGCACUUCUCUUAGGGUGUCCUUCUUAGACCAGCAUGUUAAGCUUGUAUAUUUAUACUGAAAAACUGUAGCUCACUACAGAAACUGUUCAUGUACAAACUGAAUGUUGUAAUGAAUGCACUUUGUUAUUGGUUUAGUGUUCUAAAUGAUUGAAAACAAGCAAUUUUAUUUAUUAUUGUAUUUUUGAGACAUUAGACUAUGUAUUUAUUCAUUCACACCUGACUAUUUAUUACUGUUACUGUAUUUAUUUAAUGGAUGUGAGAAAAUCUACUGCAGCAGCCUUUAAGCCUAAUCUCUAUCCACUUCUUUAUGUAUGUAUGUAUGAUUACAACAACAUCAAGAAAAGAAUGAAAAAAACAAACAAACCCCUGUUUACUCUGAACUAACUUAUAAUGGAAGUCUAAGAGAAAAGUGUUG